UCAAUUCAAUGUUUUCAGAUUUUGCGCGGGAAGAAGCGAAUGGCGGAUUCAGAAGUCUUCAAAACACCAUCACGACCUUUGAAAAGGCCAUGUUUGGGUAAAGAUAAAAGACCAACCGAGACAGAGUAUUCACCGAUUACAAUCCCACCAUCACCAAUGAUGAAGAAACUUGGAUGUGGCACUGGCGUCAUUGUCUAUAAGCUAGAUCGUGGCUCGUUUUCACCCAGUUUAGGCACGACAAGAAGAUCACCUUGGGCUAUCAAGAAAGCCAAAAGGAUGCGUCAAGAAGCACUUGAAAGACUUAAACGAGAAAGUGAAAUCUUGAAAAUGCUGAAUCACCCAAAUAUUAUCAGUUACAGACAGUUUACACUGAUGGAAAAUGGUGAUGGUUGUCUUUCAAUGGAGCAAGGAGGAAUAUCUCUUGAUACACUGAUUGAAAGAUAUGGUGAAGAAGACAUGGCCUUUACAGCAAAGGAAGUUGCAAGUGUUUCACUUUUUGUGGCAAGAGCAUUGUCCUAUUUGCAUGACACACACAAGCUGCUUCAUGGGGAUGUGAAAAGUGGAAAUGUUCUUAUCACAGAUGAUUUCAAGCAUGUGAAGCUUUGUGACUUUGGUGUUGCACUUAAGAUGAAAGAGGACCUGUCUGGCCCACUGGAUCCAAGUGAGUUUUACACUGGAACACAACCCUGGUGCAGUAAAGAGGUUUUGGAAGAUGGCCCAAUCACAGAUAAAGCUGAUAUCUUUGCAUAUGGCCUUCUUAUCUGGGAAAUGCUGGCACUGGAUAUCCCUCAUGUCAAGUUAAUGACAGAUGGCGAUGAUGAAGAAAAUUCAGAUGAUCCAGACAGAUCUUUUGUAAGUGAUAGUCACAAUGAAGAUGCAUACACCGAAGCUCUAGGCACAAGACCUGCAUUGCCAAACAGAAAUUUUGACUCAGAUUACCUUCCUAUGAUUGGCCUUUUUGCAUGCUGUACCGAGGCUGAUUACAAAAAGAGACCAUGUGCAACACAGUGUGCCAAAGCAAUUGAGCCUUUAGCAAAAGAACUCAACGUGAUCAGUUGCAGUAUAGUUGAUGGUGAACUUAUAGACAAUAGCUACAAAAAGACUCUAUAAAUUGAACUUGUUUCUGAUUAUUAUUUAAAUAAUCUAAAAAUACAAACUACCUUAUAUUCAUGUAAAUAUUGUUUGAAAAUCAUCUGGCAGAGCAUCUCUAGAGCUAAAGAGUAACACAGGGCUGCAUAAGUGGGCCAGCCUUCAGGAAAGGCCCAUUGCUACAGGGGGUUUGUGGGAUGUGACACCCCAUUGAAAUAAGUAUAUUUGUGUAAACAAGGAGAUUUUUGCCAUCUAGGGAUGCUUAGUAGGCAAAUCUCCAAACUUGUUGACAAACAAAGGAUGACUCACCCACCUUGAGACUUGGAUGGCAAAUAAGACUACAGAGCCCUUAGGAAACCCCCCUUUAGAACAAUAGCUAGUGACACACCUGCUUCAGGAGCAUAUUCAUAAAAAUAAAGGAUUUCCCACAUUGAGCAAGGUAUUUCUUCAAUUUUACAUGACGUCACACCUAAGAAAUCUAUCGCUAUUCUUAGCUUGUAGUUGGUAGUUUGUUAAAAAUUAUAUCACAGAAUGAAGCAGAAAAUGUUUAUUUUGUAAAAAAUUAAUAUUCAUUUUCUCGUAUUUAAACAUUUCACAUGAAUACCAUCAUGGCUGGACGUAGUGUGUGACCAUUUCCAAGUGUUGAUUGAUUUUUUAAGCACGUUCACAUUCCUGAAAUUCCACUGCUUACAAUAUACUUAUUAAAAUUGCUUGAAAAUAGAUAAAAAUUGAUAAAAAAGAAUACAUUUAUAUAAAGAAUACUAAAAGCAACAUUCGAGUUUACCGUAAAUUAUCUUUUUAGCCCGCGGGGGCUAAUUAUUUUUCAGCACUUUAAAGGGGGGCUUAUAAGAGAAGAGGGUUAAAUU
Molecule: messenger RNA, 1955 nt
Organism: Rhopilema esculentum
Lineage: Eukaryota; Metazoa; Cnidaria; Scyphozoa; Rhizostomeae; Rhizostomatidae
Product: lymphokine-activated killer T-cell-originated protein kinase homolog
Biological process (GO): peptidyl-serine phosphorylation
Molecular function (GO): ATP binding; protein serine/threonine kinase activity
Source: RefSeq, a predicted model, not a curated record